Sphaerodactylus townsendi is the source of this 756-nucleotide messenger RNA. It is a transcript of the gene PCLAF, whose product is annotated as PCNA clamp associated factor. Gene Ontology annotation, molecular function: chromatin binding. The transcript is spliced from 4 exons. The record is from RefSeq and is a predicted model, not a curated record. Bases 91 to 447 code for a protein of 118 amino acids. Gene Ontology annotation, biological process: regulation of cell cycle; translesion synthesis. Lineage: Eukaryota; Metazoa; Chordata; Lepidosauria; Squamata; Sphaerodactylidae. Gene Ontology annotation, cellular component: nucleus.
CUUGCGGGACCUUGAAAGGGGAGCCCUGUCCGGAGCCGCGCGCCGUUUUUAAGCUGCAUUGGGCAGGCCGGAGUUUUGCUUUGCUGCGACAUGGUGCGGACCAAGGCCGACUGCGGGGGGACCGGAGGAGCUUAUCGGAAAGUGGUGGCCGCCAGGGCUCCUCGGAAGGUAUUAGGCUCCAGUAGGUGUAAUGUGGAUUCCUCACCUUCUUCACGGAAAGCUGAAAGCAAGUAUGCAGGGGGCAAUCCAGUCUGUGUGAGGCCCACCCCACCGUGGCAGAAAGGAAUCGGAGAGUUCUUCAGUCAGUCCUCAAAGCAUUCAGAGAAAGAGAACCAGGUCUCUGAUGAGGAACCAGGAUGUAGUGGAAUAGGAAAGCGUCGGAGAAAAGCCAUUCCUCUGCCCCCUUGCACUGCUGAGCAGGACGUCUCUGACGAUGACCACAUAUAAGCCUCUCCCUGUUAACAGAUUGUGCCAUCUUCUGUGCAACGUAUCUUUGUGUGUACACAUCUGUGUAUAUAUACAUGGUCUGAGUAUUGGGUCUUUUCAAAGCACGGAAGACCUGACUUGGUUGACUUCAAACGUUCUCAACUGAAAACUUGAACGCCAACAAGCAAAGUUGGGAGAGCUUGUCAGGCCUAGAAGAUAGCAGCCAAUAUGAUAAGGGGCGUUCUUUGUCAUAAGUGGUGUUUCUCUACGUACUUGUUAAACUUCUGUGCCAUAAAGUAUUAACUAUUAAAAUUUUUAUACAAAGCUAAA